Messenger RNA from Aquila chrysaetos chrysaetos, 2085 nucleotides. It is a transcript of the gene ERAP1, whose product is annotated as endoplasmic reticulum aminopeptidase 1. Gene Ontology annotation, biological process: peptide catabolic process; proteolysis. Gene Ontology annotation, molecular function: peptide binding; metalloaminopeptidase activity; zinc ion binding. Gene Ontology annotation, cellular component: cytoplasm. The record is from RefSeq and is a predicted model, not a curated record. Lineage: Eukaryota; Metazoa; Chordata; Aves; Accipitriformes; Accipitridae.
AUGGUAAUCUCUGUGCCUGUUCUUUAGGUGAAGUCUGUGAAUAUAAUGCCCUGGCUUGUUAAGGACCAUUUUGAUACCACUGUCAAGAUGACUACGUACCUUGUGGCCUUUAUUAUUUCAGAUUUUAAAUCCAUCAGCAAAAUAACCGGUCAUGGAGCUAAGAUUUCCAUGUACACAGUGCCAGAAAAGAUCAACCAAGCUGAUUAUGCGUUAGAUGCGGCAGUGAAACUUUUAGACUUCUGUGAGGAUUAUUUCAGCAUUCCAUAUCCUCUACCUAAGCAAGAUAAUUCAGCUAUUCCUGAUUUUCAGUCUGGUGCUAUGGAAAACUGGGGAUGGCCCACAUACCAGGAAUCUGUGUUGUUCUACAACUCUGAAAAGUCCUCAGCAUCUUCUAAACUUUGGAUUAGUAGUAUGGUAAUAGCCCAUGAGCUGGUUCAUCAGUGGUUUGGCAACCUCGUUACCAUGGAGUGGUGGAAUGAUCUGUGGUUAAAUGUAGGGUUUGCAAAGUUUAUGGAGUUCAUGUCAGUCAGCAUUACCCAUUGAGAACUGAGAGUUGAAGACUAUUUCUUAAGGAGAUGUUUUUAUGCCAUGGCAGUGGAUGCAUUAAAUUCCUCACAACCUCUAUCUACUCGUGUGGAAGGUCCAGCUCAAAUUUUAGAGAUGUUUGAUAAUGUAUCUUAUGAGAAGGGAUCUUGUAUAUUAAAUAUGCUGAGGGACUACCUGACUGCUGAUGUGUUUAAAGCUGGACUUCUGCAGUACCUGCAGAAAUACAGCUAUUGAAAUACAAAAAAUGAAGAUCUGUGGAACAGCAUGAUAAAUAUUUGCCCUACAGGAGGUACUAACAAUGAACCACAAGGUGAUGGUUUUUGCAGAAGAAGCCAACAGUCAUCUUCAUAUGCACACUGGACUAAAGGAGAAACUCUUGAUGUGAGGGCAACGAUGGGCACUUGGACACGGCAGAAAGGUUUUCCCCUGCUAACUGUCACAGUGAGAGGGAAGAAUGUCCACCUGCAGCAAGAGUACUACGUGACAGGGGUAGAUUCUCCUUCAUCCACAGGAUACCUGUGGCACAUUCCACUAAACUACAUUACCAGUAAAUCUGACACUGUUCAGAGAUUUUUGAUGACAACUAAAGCCGAUGUUGUUAUCCUUCCGGAAGAGGUGGAGUGGGUUAAAUUCAGGGUGGACACAAAUGGAAUGGUGCACUAUGAAGAUGAUGGGUGGGAUCAUCUGAUUAACCUUUUGAAAGAGAACUAUACAGUGAUUAGCAGCAAAGACAGAGCAAGUCUCAUUAACAAUGUAUCCAGGUCGUGAGGUAAGGCCGCCUGUCCAAUUUCCAAAACUUUUGAUUUGACUUUAUAUCUGAAACAUGAAAGACAAAUCGUGCCUGUACUUCAAGGUAUGAAUGAACUAAUUGCUAUAUACAGGCUCAUGGAGAGGAGGGAUAUGGAUGGUACAGAAAAACAGUUAAAGGAGUAUAUAGUCAGUCUAUUUAAAUACCUGAUUGACAAGCAGUCUUAGCGUGAUGAAGGCUCAGUAUCUGAGAGAUUGCUUAGGCACUCGCUCCUGCUUGCGUGUGUGCACAGGUACCAGCCAUGUGUGGACAAAGCCAAAGGGUAUUUCACAGAGUGGCAGAAAUCCAAUGGAACCUUGAGUUUGCCAGCAGACGUGAAGACAACAGUGUAUGCUGUUGGAGCACAAACAUCCGAAGGCCGGGAUUUCCUCCUUAGUAGGUACAGAAUGAACUCUUUCAGUGGGGAGAGAGAAAACAUGAAAUUAGCUCUCAACCUCAGCAGAAGUAAGGACAAACUUCAGUGGUUAAUGGAUCAAGGUCUGCAUGGUGACAUCAUAAGAACUCAGGAUCUUCCAUUUAUUGUUGUAUUUGUUGCCAAAACCUCAUCUGGCUAUCAUCUACCUUGGACAUUUUUAAAAGAAAAUUGGGAGAAAGUUGUAGAAAAUUCCCUGGGGGAAAAAUGUGUACGGCUUCACUGUGUCCAGCAAGCUAUUGAAACCAUUGACAAUAUACAAUGGAUGGAUUGAAAUUUUGAGAAACUCAAAACAAGGUUGCAAAACAACCAUCUGUAA